AAGCGCCCCGUGCUCGCAGUCCUGCUCCUCGGAUCUCACGGCGGAACUCGGAAGUCGUCGGUGCAGUCAGCGAGCAAACGAGCCCUCGCGGCGGAUUCCCCGAUCCGAGCAAAGCAACCCGGUCGACAUGCGGCCGCGGCUGGUGCUCUUCGGCGACUCCAUCACCGAGCAGUCCUUCGCGUCCGGCGGAUGGGGCGCCGCGCUUACCGACCGCUUCGCCCGCCAGGCGGACGUGGUGCUGCGCGGGCUCAGCGGCUACAACACGCGGUGGGCGCUCAAGGUGCUGCCGCGCGCCAUGGAGGGCGCGGCGGGCGCGGGUGCGGACCCGGCGGCGGUGACCGUCUUCUUCGGCGCCAACGACGCCACGCUGCCUGAUCAGGUGCAGGCGCACCAGCACGUGCCGCUCCAGGAGUACCAGAGCAACCUCCGCGCCAUCUCCGCCUACUUCAAGGAGCGAUGGCCCUCCACUGCUAUCAUACUCAUCACUCCCCCACCGAUCUAUGAACCAGCGAGAAUCCGAGACGUGUAUGGAGAAGACGACCCUUCACGCCAACCAGAAAGAAGCAAUGAGGCUGCUGGCGCUUAUGCUCAGGCAUGCAUAGCUGUUGCCACAGAAUUGAAUCAUCCAGUUAUAGACAUCUGGACGAAGAUGCAGGAAUUUCCAGAUUGGCAAACAUCUGCAUUGAGCGACGGGCUCCACUUCACGCCGGCAGGAAACAAGAUCCUGUUCGACGAGGUGGUGAAGACGCUGGAGAGCAUCGGUUUCAGCCAGGAGAGGCUCCCGUCCGACCUCCCCCUGUUCCACGAGAUCCACCCCAAGGACCCCAUGAAAGCCUUCGGAGCUUGAAGAAGAAGACGCCUCGGCGCACGAUUGGAUCAGCGACGUUUGCUCGAUCGUGUCAAGUGACGUGCUCCACUCGUUGUCUGUGGUGCUGCGCGUGCGACUUUUCCUUGUGGAGAUAGAUGUUUUUCUUCCCCUUGUGAGUACAUUAUUCAGUAUGCAUAAAGGACUGCUGAGGCCAUUGCAGGAACAUUUUGAGGCUUAAUAAAUGGCAUUUUUUUUUUCAGUACCGUAUAUUAUAGGGACAAUGUGGUUUCAACAAAUGUCACUAUGGAACAGUUAAGCCUGUG
This is a messenger RNA of Sorghum bicolor (sorghum), 1131 nucleotides long. RefSeq names its product GDSL esterase/lipase At5g45920. The coding region runs from base 128 to 847 and encodes 239 amino acids. Lineage: Eukaryota; Viridiplantae; Streptophyta; Magnoliopsida; Poales; Poaceae. The transcript is spliced from 5 exons. The record is from RefSeq and is a predicted model, not a curated record. Gene Ontology annotation, molecular function: hydrolase activity, acting on ester bonds.